AUGAAAUCUGAUGGUUACCCUGAUAUGCAAAAUAUGAGCGACAUCAACGGCUCAGAAACCUUUGAGCCCGUGAUACGUUCGGGGUUUAUAGCCCGCGUUGGCUCAAACUGCUCUUAUAGAGGGCGGGCUCUCUCAGUCAAACACGUGCCAUUUAAUGAGGUGGAUUUCGGGCAGAUCAAGAGCUGGAUCGCAGAUUGCACUGGAAACCAUUCAGACGCUGUCUGCAACCCAACCCAGGUUCAUGAAAUCCCACACUUUCGGCUUAUUCACUGCGCGACGAGGGAUAUCGUCCAUAUAGAUACAGCGCCGCCGCCACACACCGCCUUGAGUUACGUCUGGGGUGCCGUCCAAGAUGGUCCGCAGAACCAGCAUAGUCUUGCCGGCCUCAAAAUGGAAACAGUCGUGGAGGAUGCGAUCAAGGUUACUCUCGCUCUAGGCUACGAGUAUCUCUGGGUAGAUCGAUAUUGCGUUGACCAGACGCCCGGAUCGGUCAAAGACGAGCAGCUACGGCACAUGAACUUUGUAUACCAUGGCGCGGAGGUCACCAUCAUCGAUGCAGCAGGAGAAGAGUCAUCCUUUGGCCUACCGGGUGUGAGCCAACGAUUUCGAAAACGGCCGCCGGCGAGAAAAGUGCAGGGACACAUCCUGACUACCAUCCCUCCUGAGCCGAGCCGUGAAAUAAAGUCGUCUAAGUGGGCCACUCGGGGGUGGACCUACCAGGAGGGAUUGCUUUCUCGGCGCCGUCUAUUCUUUACGCAGUACGAGGUGUCAUUUGAGUGCGGUGGCAUACUUGCCAGAGAGGCCAUCACCGUGCCCCCUAUACUAAGCAAGUUCUCAACUCGGCUACGCAACACUCGAAACAAUAGGGAUCGCCUCCAGCCCAGCUCAUGGCUCUUCCCCUUGGGUGGUGUCACCAACAUGGAGGAAGACGACUUGGGGGUGCAUCAACGACUAUCGGAGUACGCACCACGGCAACUGACGUAUGAGCUCGAUGCUUUGAAUGCGAUGCUGGGGGUUCUUCAGUUGUAUUUGUCGUUGCCGCAACCGGCUUAUCACCUCUGUGGCAUUCUUAUUGUUCCACAGACGCAUAGAUAUGACUGGUCUCCGGGUGGCCCGUCUGUGUACGUGGAUGUUGACCCUAAUACUGUGGCGGCGAAUCUGGCGGGGUUUGUUUAUGGUUUGCUGUGGACUUGUCGUCAGCCGGGGACACGACGGGGGGGAUUUCCCAGCUGGUCGUAG
Podospora anserina S mat+ is the source of this 1239-nucleotide messenger RNA. RefSeq lists its product as uncharacterized. Lineage: Eukaryota; Fungi; Ascomycota; Sordariomycetes; Sordariales; Podosporaceae. Bases 1 to 1239 code for a protein of 412 amino acids. The transcript has a single exon. The record is from RefSeq and is a predicted model, not a curated record.